AAAUAUUCAACUUACAACUUAGAGCAGUGGAAUUCAGAUGGAGGGAGUUUCUGUGUCUGUCCAGCUCUUGAACCUGGCGUAUAUCAUUUCGUUUUUCGCAUUGACAAGGGGGAACAGAAGGAAUUGACAAUUUCUGAUUAUUACGACAGAACAUUUCUUGGUAGUGGCCGUGCUGUUAAUUACAUCGAAGUUUGGGAUAACAAGAAAAAUUUAAUACGAGGAGAUGAGAACUCAUACAAUGUGAAUUCAGUCAAGGGUGAGAAAAGUCAGUCCACCAGAAUGUGUAAGAGCAAAGAUUCACACUGCAAGCAAGACCAAAACAGCAGCUCAUGUGUUUUGCUGUAACAAACAUUUACUCAUCAUGAAAAACUUACUUCAUAUAUAAAAUACAAUCAGGGUGUGUCCCCUAAUCCAUUACUCCAUCGUGCACCUCUAAAAGGAGUGGUAGAUUCACUUUUUUCACAAAAAAUAUGAUGGGUAAGAGGGAAAAUAAUAUUUUUAUAACCUUUUGAAUAUAUUUCCUUUGUCAGAAAAAAAACAGAAUUACACACUAGUAAUUUGUCAUGACAUAUACAAUAAAAUACAAGAUAAAAUAG
Stylophora pistillata is the source of this 596-nucleotide messenger RNA. RefSeq lists its product as uncharacterized. NCBI's taxonomy places the organism in Eukaryota, Metazoa, Cnidaria, Anthozoa, Scleractinia, Pocilloporidae. The record is from RefSeq and is a predicted model, not a curated record.